AUGAAUUAUCACCAAAAAAUCCUUUGCUGCAAAUUUGAUCUUAUUUCUCGAACUCCAGGUUUUCUCCGUCGAUUCGGCUUCAAUGGUACGCCAAACCUAUCGGGCCCAGCUCUGCCCAUACCUGAUCAUGUAUGGGAUAUUUAUGAAAGAGCUAAAAAAGAUGACAGUAUGGAUUGGAUACGACAUUACUAUCCAAAGGAGCUGCUGGAGCUGAACUCCGGAUUGCUGGUCUCGUACAAUCUCUCCGCAUCAGUACGGAAUGCCGCCCACGAAGAAGUGACACGAGCGGAUAUGAAGAUCCGAGUGCAUUCAGCAAAGCGGCAUUCAUCUCUAGUAAACGUCUAUGAAGUCGAUGAAAAGGAUGAAAAAAUCGAUUAUCGAUUUCAGAUACGGAGGUUGCCGGUAGAUGUUUCUAAUGCAACACAACAAAGUCAAUGGCUUGAUUUCGAUGUCCAAUCUGCUUUCGACUCGCCACGUAGCGACCAUGAUACGUUUAAGGUUGUCUUCUUCAUUGAACAUCCAGACGUCGACCUCUAUACAUCCGAACCUCAUUCCAUGUCGGCAGUUCCUUUCACAAGGCAUCAAAGCUUUCCUCUCAUUGUUUACAGCGCCCUGAAGGAGCCGUCGCGAGUACGGCGAAAACGUGGCGCUGCGACGCCGCGUCGCGAACGAAAAAGGCAGCGUAAGCAGCAUCAUCGGAACGCGACCGACAGCGGCAUUUGCCAGAAAAAGGCCCUCUACGUGGAUUUCGAGGAAAUCGGUUGGCAGGAGUGGAUUUUGGCACCAAGUGAAGCAUGUGAAAGAAAAACAAAAAUAAACGAA
This is a messenger RNA of Haemonchus placei, 822 nucleotides long. The record is from the annotation of a GenBank genome assembly. Lineage: Eukaryota; Metazoa; Nematoda; Chromadorea; Rhabditida; Trichostrongylidae.